Messenger RNA from Saccostrea cuccullata (small rock oyster), 2035 nucleotides. RefSeq names its product RNA-binding protein Musashi homolog Rbp6-like. The record is from RefSeq and is a predicted model, not a curated record. Gene Ontology annotation, cellular component: cytoplasm. The transcript has 16 exons. Gene Ontology annotation, biological process: regulation of translation; central nervous system development. Lineage: Eukaryota; Metazoa; Mollusca; Bivalvia; Ostreida; Ostreidae. The coding region runs from base 134 to 1534 and encodes 466 amino acids. Gene Ontology annotation, molecular function: mRNA binding.
ACACUUCGCGCUUUAGCGAGGCGCGGGAAUUGCCCACCCACAAUGGUUCUAUAGUAGAUCUUUGAGCUAUUCCCACGUGCAGAAGUUUCUCUUUACUGUGUAGUGUAGUUAGCAGUAGUGUACGUUAGACAACAUGAAGAUGGACCCUACAAAUCCUCAAUCCCCUUCUAACGGGUCGCUGGACGGAGAUGUCCCUAACGAUCCUGGAAAAAUGUUUAUUGGGGGACUAAGUUGGCAAACUACAGUUGAAUCUUUAAAAGACCAUUUUGGUCGCUUUGGUGAAAUUAAAGAAGCUAUGGUCAUGAAAGACCCAACGACUAAACGAUCUCGGGGAUUUGGGUUUGUCACAUAUAAAGACGUGGCUAGUGUAGAUACCUGCUUAGAGAACGGGCCUCAUAUUCUGGACAAUAAAACGGUCGAUCCAAAAGUUGCAUUUCCAAGAAAAGCUCAACCUAAGAUGGUCACCAGGACAAAGAAGAUAUUCGUGGGAGGACUGUCAGCUGCCACGACAGUGGAAGACGUCAAAAAUUACUUCUCCCAAUACGGAAAGAUUGAAGAUGCCAUGCUUAUGUUUGACAAGACAACAAAUCGUCACAGAGGUUUUGGAUUUGUGACAUUUGAGGUUGAAGAUGUCGUUGACAAAGUGUGUGAAAUUCAUUUCCAUGAGAUCAACAAGAAAAUGGUUGAGUGUAAGAAAGCCCAGCCAAAGGAAGUCAUGCUCCCCACUACCCUAGCCAGGGGGCGGGGCACGCUGACCAGGGGGGCGUACGUGACGGAGGAUGGUGAAAUCGUCUUGGGGGAAAUUCCACAAGAAUUAAUAAUGCCGGAUCUGUGUUAUCUACCUACAGGACUGCCGAGCUACCCCUAUGGUCGCGGAUUUCCAACACUGGCCCCUGCAGGCUAUUACUAUCCAGGCUUGAACGGAAUCAACUCCUCGUCUGUAGUUGCACGUUCAGCCUCGGCUGUCGCAGCUCGCAGUGCUGGGGUUGGUGGGGCACAUGGUGUUUUGGGCAUAACAGGAAGUCCAAGCUUCCCUGGUUACCCCGCUGGUUUAAUACAAACCCCCACAGCUAACCCCGGUGAGCGACAGGUCUCCCCUGCCAUAUAUGCAGAUAUUGGUGCUACUACUAGCCCCUUGGCUGCCAACGCCCUACAAAUACAGCGCAGUGAGCCUUCCCCACUGCCCGUCAGUAACUCCCCCUUGGCUAGGGUGGGAGAACAACUUCUCACGGCACAAAGAACAGCCAUGAUGAGUAGUCUCGGACACCAGGGAUUCCCCACCGCUACCUCUCCCAGCACUCGCUCCGUGCCCCUGACAACCAGCCCCGGGCCCGUGGAUACCUUUAUUGCCCAGGACGGGCUUGGAUACAUCCAGGCCACUAGCCCUCAGCCCACAGGCUUUGCUCUCAACACUGCAUAUGGUAUACACGAUGGACUAGGAUACGUUGAUGCCACUAGUUCAAAUAGAUACAUUCACGAUGUGUUAAGUAAGGCACAACUGAUACCACAAGGUUUCCAGAACGGCUACCAUUAAGCAUCAGAUAGUGGAAAAUAUGCAAAGUCAUCUGCACACAUUGGACGCAUACUGGACGCAGCAAAUGUAAUCUCAUUGCUGAUUGGUUGAUUUAUAUAAUUUUAUCGGGAAGUUGCAUGAAAGGAUUUCUGAAUCGGUACAAUAAGAACUUAAAGGAAUGGCACAUUUAAAUGUGAUCAAUCUUUUUUUCUUUUUAAUUUUGAUCAAUUUUACUGGCUUUUAUCAACUCUUUGUUAUUAUGUAUAUAUAUACUAAUGUAAAAAUGUUUUAUUUUUUGUUUUAUUAUGACUUUUCUCAUUUUUAAUUUUUUUCAUUUAUCUCAUGUGUGAAUCAAGUGAAGAUCAGGUGAAAAUUGUGAAAUAUUUGAAGCAUUUAUUCAACAGUAGUAUUUAUUGCUAGAAUUAAAUGUUUAUGAAUGGAUUAAUUUCAUCUCACAUUUAGGUCACAUUUGACCAUUUGGUUAUACAGGACAUUUUACUUUAAUUGAGCCACAUCUGGUCU